AUGCCUCAGUCUCUGUCAGAAAAUCACGAGAAGCCCGACUUUGGCUCUAACGAGCCCAAUAAUAAGGGAGAUGGCGACGAAUAUCCAACGGCUCAAAAGCGGGUCCUGGUCAUGACUGCGCUCUACCUUGCUAUCUUCCUGGUGACUUUGGACCAAACCAUCAUAUCAACCGCAAUCCCGCGAAUAACGGACGACUUCCACUCUUUGAACCAAGUCGGUUGGUACGGGUCUGCGUACCUGCUCACCCAAUGCAGCUUCCAGCUCAUCAUGGGAAAAGUCUACAAGUUCUAUGCAGUCAAGCCUAUCUUCAUUGUCUGCUGUGGCCUCUUCGAGGUCGGUUCCGCGAUCUGUGGUGCAGCACCUAGUUCGGCCACCUUCAUUGUUGGUCGUGCCAUCGCAGGACUAGGCACUUCUGGGAUAUUUUCAGGAGUCAUGGUUAUCAUGUUCCACGUAAUCCCUCUACAGCAGCGACCAAUCUACCAGGGCCUCUUCGGAGCUGUAUUUGCAGUAGCCUCUGUCAUCGCUCCGGUUGUUGGGGGCACUUUUACAGAUCUUGUGACUUGGCGCUGGUGUUUCUACAUCAACCUUCCUAUCGGUGCAGUCUCCAUGGUCGUGACCAUGCUGAUGGUUCAUCUACCCAACCAGAAGCUUGAAUCGCCGGGUGAAGGUCUAGUUGCCAAGCUGAGGCAACUUGACCCCAUCGGCAACCUGGCUUUCUUCCCAGGAAUCGUUUGCCUAAUACUAGCUCUUGAAUGGGGCGGGACGAAGUAUGCUUGGAGCGACGCUCGGAUCAUUAUCCUUCUGGUUCUCUGUGGCUUCCUAUGUUUGGUAUUUAUCGGCAUCCAAAUCUGGAAGAAGGAAGACGCAACAGUGCCUCCUCGAAUUGUAAGGCAACGCAGUAUCGCAGCUGCCAUCUGGUUCGGGUUCUUCAACGGCGCCGGGAUGAUGGCCAUAAUGUACUAUCUUCCUAUCUGGUUCCAGGCCGUCAAAGGUGUCGACGCCUUCAACUCUGGACUGAUGCUGCUUCCUAUGAUCCUCUCAACAGUUCUCGGUUCGGUGUUCUCAGGUAUAAUGACGGCCAAAGUCGGCUACUACACGCCGUUCUUUAUCUUGAGCUCAACACUGACACCAAUCGGAGCGGGACUCAUGUCAACUUUCAAUACUUCCACCAGUGAAGCGCAGUGGAUCGGAUACCAGAUCCUAGUUGGCUUUGGCCUUGGUUUCGGCUCACAGCAGCCGAUGACUGUAGUCCAGACCGUUUUGGAUAGACGAGACAUCGCCACCGGUUCUGCCCUCAUCAUGUUCACCCGUUUCCUUGGCUCGGCUAUCUUUCUACCAGUUGCGCAGAAUAUAUUUCUCAAUGGCUUGGUGUCUAAGCUCGUCAACCUUCCCGGCGUUGACGUAAGUGCUGUAACCGGUGGUGGUGCCACUGAGCUGCGAGAACUGGCAUCGGGGAAAGAUCUGGAGACGCUCCUAUCCGAUUACAAUGGAGCUAUCAUCGAUGUGUUUUAUAUGGUGGUCGCCACGUGUGCCGUCACCAUGUUUGGCAGUGUGUUGGUGGAAUGGCGAAGCUUGAAAGCUCGCGCUCAGGAGCAAGCGGGGAACGAGAAGCCUACUGAGGAUAGUGAGACUCAGGCGUCUGUGUAG
Neoarthrinium moseri is the source of this 1647-nucleotide messenger RNA. RefSeq lists its product as uncharacterized. The transcript has 3 exons. Gene Ontology annotation, molecular function: transmembrane transporter activity. Gene Ontology annotation, biological process: transmembrane transport. Lineage: Eukaryota; Fungi; Ascomycota; Sordariomycetes; Amphisphaeriales; Apiosporaceae. Bases 1 to 1647 code for a protein of 548 amino acids. The record is from RefSeq and is a predicted model, not a curated record.